This is a messenger RNA of Cervus elaphus (red deer), 3999 nucleotides long. It is a transcript of the gene TLE7, whose product is annotated as TLE family member 7. The coding region runs from base 2425 to 3744 and encodes 439 amino acids. Gene Ontology annotation, biological process: regulation of DNA-templated transcription; negative regulation of canonical Wnt signaling pathway. Gene Ontology annotation, cellular component: transcription regulator complex; nucleus. The record is from RefSeq and is a predicted model, not a curated record. Lineage: Eukaryota; Metazoa; Chordata; Mammalia; Artiodactyla; Cervidae. Gene Ontology annotation, molecular function: transcription corepressor activity; protein binding. The transcript is spliced from 10 exons.
UUAAAUAACUCCAAGUAAAAGAUAAAGCACAAAAAGUGGAAAUACCUUUGUAAAAUUUGUGAUAUUAACAUGUAGUAUGUAAUAUACAAAGAGAUCUUACAGUUAAGAGAAAUUCUAAAACCCAGCAAACAAUAGCAAGCAGCUUUUUAAAAAGAUACAAAAGUGACUAAUGAAGAUGUUCAGUCUCAGGAGUACUCUAAGGAGUAAAAAUUAAAAGCAUACAGUCACACAUAGUAAGCCCUCAAACCUCUGUCUCACAUCAAGAUGAACACAGACUCUCAUAGACACACAGUAUACCCCACAGCACCCCCUUUCCCCACACCUGCUCCUGCACUCUCUGUAGCUCGGAAGACCAGUGUUGGCUGGGAGCACUGUCUUUUGUACCUCAGAGGAACCACUCCUGGCAGAAAGCUAAUGACAUGGUGUAGCACCUCAGCAGAAUGUCCAGGACCACUGUAUAAGUGACCUCUCCCCGCCCCCAACUCCAGCUUCUGGAAGCUGCACAUGGGUGGAGGCAGACCCUGGCAGCCCCCGAACACAGGAGAGCAUAGUCCUUUACCCAACCAUCUUGGCCUACUCCUUUGGGCAGUUGUAGACCACACAAACCCAGAAGUGCCUCAAGCCAUGGAUCCAUGUUCUUCAUUUACUUACAGAAACACUGAAACAGAGACAGAUGGCACUGCCCCUGGUCACACAGCAAUCAGUGGCUGAUGUGUCCCAUUACCCAGGCCAGAGAAGAGGGUAGAAGGCCGUGGCUCACCCCACCCCUCCUAGGUCAUGAAUAUUCUCCAGCUGGUCUCUGGAUGUGACAGGAGAGAUGGGGACAGGAAGUCCUGCAGUCCUGGCUCCAGGUGGAGUCUUAGCACCAUCUCUGCUGUGGCAGGACCAAGGCAGGGACUCUAGGAGGGCUGAGAAUCACUGAGGACAGAACCUAUCUUCUGGAUCUGCCCCCAAAUCCUGUGUGAACUUGGGCUCUGGGUCUUAAGGCUAUUGAUCUGCAGGGUUGGGACUGGACAUAGGGCGUAAGGCCCAUCUCACCCAGACGGCUCCUGAGAGUUUUCUCCCUCUCUGUAGCUUUGUUACUAUCCAUGGUAGGUCAUCUGCUCAGAUCCCAAGGAUACGAGGGUGAAUAAAGCAGGUAACUGCAAAGUCUCGUGAAGUCAUGUGGACCCUAUGGCCCAGAAGUCCUGACACAUUGUAGCCUCCAUGUUCACUACUCCAGUGAAGAGCUGCCUGGGUCCAGUGGGGGCCUUCCAGAGACUAAGAAGAGCCAUGGCACUGGAGACCUCGAAAAAGCACUUCUUUCUCAUCAGGAGCCAUGAGCCUGGAAGGGUCAGGAUUAAAUCAAGUGUCUCUCUCAGUCCAGGUAAACAUGUUCCAUCUCUGCAGCACAGGGCACCCUUCUGCCCAGGCCUGUCACACUGGAAGGGACCUCAGAAAAUACCUGAUCCUGCCCUGUCCAGAUCAGGAGGGAAAACAGGCUCAGAGGAAAUAUGGCUGAUGCAGGGCAUUCAGCAGGUCUGGGAAGCCUGGCGAGCAGAGGCCCAAUCAGGGAGGGAGGGUGUGUGCAAUGGGUGGAGGCAGGGCUUCUGUGACAUCUGGUCAGGGUGGGGGUGGGGGUGGGGGGGGUGGGGGGGCGGAAAGAGACAGCACAGCUCCCCCUGGGUGGCAGCCCUGUCCUUGUGGUGGGGCUGGGGGUUCUGAGAAGAGGCUCGUAAGAUGUUCCUCUGACCUCUCCGCCUCUGACAUCCCCGUUCCUCACAGACCAUAGCCCCGCUCUGCUGUUCUUUCUCCUGACAAGGAACUGAGGACACCCCUUCCCUUACACAGUUCACUCAGUUCAACUGAACAUUUGUGGGCCCAUCCACAGGCCAGGGUUUCCGAAGUGCCCGGGGACUCCGAGAGGAGCGAACUUUGGUCUUCUCCUCCGCGACCUCCCUGCAGCCUCUUCCGCCUUCUCUCGGGCCCCAUUCGCACCACAGACCACGUGGUCUCAGCAAAUCCCACACCUCACAGGGUUCCUGGGGCUUCCGCCCGGGGUCUGAGCCCGCUCUGCGGGGGCCCGGCGUUCUCCGCCUGCUCCUGGGCUUCCCGGGCCUGAGUCCCACUCCGGCUCUGGUUUCCCACCCUCCCCUCCCUGCUCCCCAGCCCCUGCCCUGCGCAGGUCGGUGCUCAAGUGUUUCCAGUGCCCCUGAAGCGUGCCCCCCCCCCCCCCCCCCGGCCACUGAAAUCCCACCCACACUCAGCCGAAGCCCAGCCUCCAGGAAGCCCUCCCAGCGGCGCGGCCGAACGCACCUUCUCGCCCCUCUCCUCGGCUCGCCAAGGGGAUCUGGACAAAUUGGGGACCCAGGGUCUGCGUGACAAACUCAUUCAUUCCUCAAACCCUGGAACCAGGUGGCUCAGGCACUUCAUUGACUGAAAACCAUGAGUGAAGAGAAGGAAGAGGCCUCGUUCGGUGUGCUCCCAAUUUAUGAUGAGCCUGAAAAGAGGAGGGACAUGCCAGAGAGCCCUGAUGCUUCCUCCCAGCCGGAGCACCGUGCGCGGUCUCAGCUGGGCGAGGUGUGCGGUCCCCCGGAACAGCCCCUGGGCUCCCCGAGUCAGCGUGGCCCAGCUUAUCAAGAGACGACCUGUGUGAGUCCCCAGCAGUGGGCCCCCCAGGCCCUAGAUGGAUCUGAGCUGCCAGCCACUCGGCUCUCCAAGGCAGAAUCCGAAGAUGCAGCGUGUGGUUUCAACCCCCCACCAGGAGCGGAGUUUGGUCAGCCUUGUCCUUCGCCUGGUCCCAGUGAAGAAGUCUUGUCAUUCCUCAGAGCAAUUCCUCCCGUUCCAGAUGAUGUGGUGGUUAGGCAGAGGGCCCCACAUAAGUCCUGGAAGGUCGGCCGACUCCGCCACGGGAAGAAAGUCUAUGCAGUGGCCGUCAGUGGCUCCACUCACCACGUGUACACGUGUGGCCACGGCUACAUCAGAGUGUGGGAUGAGAGUGCUCUGCAUGCCUGGGACCGGGCGCCCCAGGCCCAGCUCAACUUCCAGGACCGUGACAGCUGUGUCUUCACCUGCAAGCUGUUCCCCGAUGAGCGGAGCCUGAUCACGGGGGGUCUGUCCCAGACCCUGACACUUUGGGACUUGGCGCCCACCCCCCGUGUCAGGGCACAACUGGCCUCCACUGGCCCCGUGUGCUAUUCCCUGGCGCUAUCCUCCAAUGCCCAGAUCUGCGUGGCUUGUUUCAAAGGAUUUGUUGAAAUUUGGGAUUUACAGAACCAAAUCUUGAUCAGGAAGCAUGAAGUCCCCAUAUACGGAUCCCAGUGUGUGGACAUCACGGGCAAUAAGUUCUGGACGGGAGGUGAAGACACCAAACUAUACUCCUGGGACCUGAGGAGCUACCAGAGGCUGCAGCAACAUGAUUUACGGCAUGAGAUCCUCAGCAUCACCCAUGACCCGAGUGAGGAGUGGUUGCUAGUAGGCUUGAGAAUGAGUGACAUCGUAAUCGUGCACACACACCGGAAGGAAAAGUUUAAGGCUGUCCUACAGAAAUACAUCUACCAUCACAAUCUCAAGUUUGCCUCCUGUGGGAGCUAUUUUGUGGCCACAAUGAAUGAGACGAUCCGCUGCAUAGCUGCACCUUCUCUGCAUAGAUUGUUUCAGGUAGAGGAGUCCGCACACAUCCUGUGUUGUGACAUAUCUUCUGACAAUCGGUAUCUGGUCACGGGCUCCAAGAAUAGUGCCACGGUUUACCAGCUCUUGUAUUGAAGGUCCCACUGGUGAAGACCCAAAGAAGACCAGUGUGCUGGGAGGGUGAUCUUGGGGUGCUGGGCCACUCUGACACCUGCUACUCCCCCUGCUUCUCCUCAUGGGUUGGUUAUCUGUCCAUUCCCCUCUUGCCCAGCACAUGCCUAGCCUGCUCUCCAGGUUUUUAUUAUACAACUUAGGGAUUUUUCCUUUGUUAUUUUUCUACCACUGGUUUCUGGAUUUUGUAAUUAAUAAAAGAGAAAAGCAAAAACCAAA